Cryptococcus amylolentus CBS 6039 is the source of this 1881-nucleotide messenger RNA. RefSeq lists its product as hypothetical. The record is from RefSeq and is a predicted model, not a curated record. The transcript is spliced from 3 exons. Bases 1 to 1881 code for a protein of 626 amino acids. Lineage: Eukaryota; Fungi; Basidiomycota; Tremellomycetes; Tremellales; Cryptococcaceae.
AUGCACGCCCCUCUGAACGGACGGGAGAAUCGAAAGCACCUGGGUAUCUCCAUCAAUGACGCCACUGUCGUCGGUCCCGCCACGAAUCCUCCUAUCGCCAUUGCUACAGCUUCGCACGCCGACUCUGCACGAUGCAAAGGCAAAGCUCCCGCAGUCCCUCCCUCCUCGCAAACUUCUGUCGUCAAUGUGUACCCCUCCGAUAUCGGACAUCCCGCGAAUGUGGGUCUCGGAGGUCCUCUGCAGUUGGUCCCGUUCGACCUUACGAUCUGCCACCGCUAUCCCAACUCUUUCACAAUCAACCCAUACAGUGAUGUAUACCGACCUUUGAUGGGUUCAUUCUGGACCAAACGUUAUCCCAAGAUCCCAAACGAAUGUGAAUUCCAAAUCAACCACAUUGUCCCUUAUCUCCGUGAAUUCUAUGUUUAUCCCAAGGCUGUUGCAUACCCUACUACCUGGAGUUCGAACGUGAACUUCCACGAGACUCUUUUCUAUCUGCCCUCGGAAGAAGGGUUUGUGAAUCUGCCGCCUGUCCGAAGUAUAAGGGAUCAUGACACCGAAUUGAAAGUGAGGAGUCUCACUUGUGCCCCGGAACUGGUCGCUGAUCAGCUUCUAUGUACAGCGUCUGAUGCGUUCAUCCCAGAAUGCAUCCCUGCUCUCGGAAAAGCUUGGCGGCAUAAAGCCAGAUGUCGCUUUAAAACGGGAUAUCACAUUGGAGAUCUUGCGGAAGGAACGUAUCAAAAAGAGCCCGCGGGCGGCAGAGAAUUGGAUGAUGACGACGACCCCCAAAAAGUCCUCUACGCUCUCAUCAAGGACUCGUGGUUACCUUGGCCAGAAGCAAGAAAUGUCGAUCUACAAGAGAAAAUCAAUCUACAUCUCAAAGGCCUCCAAUUCGCAAACAUGGAGGCUAUCACUCAGACAAUCUACUACAGCGAACUUGUUUUUACCCUUUCAAAGUGUCGUUCGGCCAUCGCAUUGGCCAACGGGGAUUACACUCGUAUCCUGAACCUGUCUGAUCUGGGCGUGACUCUGGGAGAAGGCGGUGAUGGGAGAAUCUUGGUCGAAGCCGAUCCAGCUCUUGUUGCCAAGUUGAGGUACCACAGAUACCAUUGCCUGUCUGCAGAGCAAUUUGGCGCCCUUGCGGCAGAAGAUACUUUGUUCGGUAUCCAGUGGAAAGUACCGAAUUCCCUCAUCGCAAAUUACAAGGAUCGGAGCUUGAAUCAAGAGGCUAAGAAACGCCUCGAUGCCACUAUAUAUCUGAACCUUGCUCUUGCUACUCAUCAUCCAACUGUCCCAGGUCCCCACAUCAGCAACCAUUCCCUUACUAACGUCAUUGACGCGGACGCCUCCGCGAAAGUGGCAUAUCAGUGUGACGAUGUCAGCAAGAAGAUGAAAGCACGCCGCCCGUCGAGACAGACAUCGACGGAUUCGGCAGUCUCUGACACUCAUGAUCAGGAUGUCAGUAAAAUACAGAAAAGGGCCCAUAUCUCUGGACUGACAGAGCACAUGCCGUACACUCCUGAAUCAAUGGUCACAACUUCACCUCCCACUCCUUCUCUCCUCAUACCCUCGCCGUCUUCCUUUUUAACAAUAUCCUCACGAUUCGAAACUGAACUUCCAGUCAGUGUAGAGGAGUGGUGUUUGUCUGUCAAACAGGAGGCUUGUACCAAUCGUACAUUCAUCGAUUCGGCCAUCCCUCCCAAUCCUCUCUCUUUCACCACUGCCGGGCAAGUCCUUCCCCUCGAACACUGGACUCACGGAGAUUACAUCGACUGCUUCUCCAGGUAUGGCCUCACCUUCGUGCUGGCUACGCCCAUGGAGGUAGAUGUGUUGCUCGCGCGGACGGUCAGAUUUGGCUGGGCUGGGGCGCUGGGAAGAAGGUAG